AUGCGGUGCAGUGCAGUGCAGUGCGUGCAUGGAUCAGCAGCUGCCGGAGCGCAAGACGAAGAAGCGCGCGAGGGAGGAGGAGGUCCAUGCCGCGCCGCCGGACUUCCCCUUCGAGGAGGCCGUGGCCGCGGCGGGGGCGGGGGCGUUGGGCGACGUCAUCGGGGAGGCGUCGCGGCGGCCGCCGGGGGUGUUCCAGUUCCCCUGGCAGAAGUGCCGCGGCGGCUGGGCCUGGGCGUGUCGUCCGCCGCGGACGCGGGGUCAUCGUCGUGGGAGCUGCGCGACGUCUUCUUCCGCUCCCUCGUCGACGGGGGCGCCGCGGCCAUCGGCGUGCCGGGGGACCGGCUGGUGUCGCCGCUGCCCAGCAGGCGCGCGCUCCUCGACGGCGUCGACGCGUGGCUCGCCGCGGCCGCCGACGACGGCGAGGUGGAUCCGGUCUGGCGGUCCGCGCUCAGCAUGGCCCGCGGCGGGUCGGCGAGGAUGGACGACGGACGUGGGCCCGCCCCGCGCAUGCUUCACGGGUGA
Messenger RNA from Miscanthus lutarioriparius, 522 nucleotides. The record is from the annotation of a GenBank genome assembly. NCBI's taxonomy places the organism in Eukaryota, Viridiplantae, Streptophyta, Magnoliopsida, Poales, Poaceae.